Molecule: messenger RNA, 900 nt
Organism: Perognathus longimembris pacificus (Pacific pocket mouse)
Lineage: Eukaryota; Metazoa; Chordata; Mammalia; Rodentia; Heteromyidae
Product: ferritin light chain-like
Exons: 3
Coding region: 1-687 (228 amino acids)
Biological process (GO): intracellular iron ion homeostasis; iron ion transport
Cellular component (GO): cytoplasm
Molecular function (GO): ferrous iron binding; ferric iron binding
Source: RefSeq, a predicted model, not a curated record
AUGAGUCACAUAAUUUUUACCAGUGGAGUCAUAGCUAAAUUCAAGAGACAAGACAGACAUGCGGCGGACAUGAAAGAUAAAAAGAACCCAGGGAAACAGCUGGACUGUCUGCGGGAAGACUGGGAGAGGCCCUAUCCAUCACAGGAGGUGCCAUCUUUCAGAGUGGGGAGUAGGCAUCAAGAAUAUCAACGUGUUUGGACGGAACAGACCCGGGGACUCCUCUUUUCCACCACCAGCUGCCUUCGGAUCGCCUCUCCACUCACAACCACUGACCCUUAUCUUCUCGCCCGUCUCCUGGGCCACUUGUUCCGCGAGCUGGCGGAGAAGUGUGAGGGCGCCAACCGCCUCCUGAAGAGGCAGAACCAGCGCAGCGGCCGCGCGCUGUUCCAGGAUGUGCAGAAGCCUUCUGAAAAUGAGUGGGGUAAAACCGUGGAAGCCAUGGAAGCCAUGGAAGCCGCCCUGAACCUGGAGAAGAACCUGAACCAAGCCAUUUUGGAUCUUCAUGCCUUGGGUUCUGCACGCACAGACCCCCAUCUCUGUGACUUCCUAGAGAACCACUCCCUGGGUGAAGAGGUGAAGCUCAUCAAGAAGAUAGGUGACCACCUAACCAACCUCCGCAGGCUGGCUUCCCCUCAGGCCGGGCUGGGCGAGUAUCUCUUCGAACGUCUCACCCUCAAGCACGAUUAGAGGACCCCAGAGUCCAGCAGCCUCUGGAGGCCAUCUGUGCAUCGCGUGACAUCAGGGUUUCCACCUGAGCCUCUCCCUCUAGCCAUGGGCAACUUCCUAACUAACCACCCCGGGGACCUUCCCAAGCCUUGGACCAAAUGAAAUAAAGGUUUUUGCAGCAAAAAGAAAGAAAGAAAGAAAGAAAGAAAGAAAGAAAGAAAGAAAGAAAGAAAG